AUGAAAGGCGGAGAUGCCCAGCUAACAGGCAGUGGCGAGGGUGCGGAUGCUGAACCAUCUUUAGUGCCACCUUCUGCCUUUGAUCACGCUGCACCGAAACUGCGAAAGUCUGCACCCAAAGCAAAGACAAGAGCAAGCACAGGUGGUCUGAGCAUGCAAGGAAGAAAGAAUCCAAUGACCUCAGAUGCUAUUGCAGGGCCUUCUAUGCAGACAGCACCUACUCCCAGUGAGCAGAAUUCAACAGUGUCGCAGCACCAUCAAAUUUCCUUUGCAACACCAAUGGGAGGUCCUCCGCAACAUUUUUACUCACCUGCGCCCCAACCAUACUAUCCCCCACACCAGUUUCUCCCUCCGCCCCUGCUGAUUCCUUCAAUUCCCCCCUUACACUCCUCACCUCCACUUCACCAUUCACCACCCCGGUUGUAUCACCCUCCCCCACAAUCACAUUUUCCGUCUCAACCAUAUGCCCCUCCGUCUCAACCAUACGCCCCUCCGCCUAUGCCAGCCCCAUAUAUUCACUCGACUUAUCAGCAAACACGAAGCAUGCAAGAAGCCCCACCGUCACACCAAUUUCAACCUCUGAUGUCGCAUAGCGUUGUUCGAUACCCGCAGAGUCAGCAUCACCACCCACAGUUUGUAAUAGCUCUUUAUGAGGGGAGGCGGAAUGAGAGGAGACAGAGCGAAGCAAAGACAUGCGGUCGGGUGGAGGCCUUCAAGCCAUUCUCAACCAUCCGCAUCAAUCCCAUUACACUUGAGGUCAGUCCUUCAUUCUACGAGGGAAACAACUCAGCCGCGUUGAGGAACAUGAACUCCAAAGUUAACAUUCUGACUGGAGGAGUUGCCUAUAUGCUCAUUGAUAUCAAGGCCACCUUUAUGCUGUUGAAUGAGGCUAACAGAAAGUCUCUCCUCGUGGAAAUCAAAGAACUAAUUGAAUCCAAAGAUUUCAAGGAUUUUAUCAAGAACAACAACGAGAUAUUCAAGGUCCCAAAGUUCCUGUUUGAAGAUGUGGAGCUCACUGCACAACUCUCGAAGCUAGUCAGCGAAGCACUUUCUUGCAUCCGCGGCAAUGUCAAGACAAAGACUGAUUCAGCUGGUGUCAUCAAUCUUAAAACACUCGAGCAUUAUGGACACCGCAAGAUCGCUAGCCCAUGGUUGCAUAGAGGUGAUGCAUCCCAUUGGAAUAGAUACGCGUUUUUUGGUACGGCCUCACUCUCUUGA
Molecule: messenger RNA, 1218 nt
Organism: Suillus paluster
Lineage: Eukaryota; Fungi; Basidiomycota; Agaricomycetes; Boletales; Suillaceae
Exons: 7
Coding region: 1-1218 (405 amino acids)
Source: RefSeq, a predicted model, not a curated record